Molecule: messenger RNA, 786 nt
Organism: Penicillium canescens
Lineage: Eukaryota; Fungi; Ascomycota; Eurotiomycetes; Eurotiales; Aspergillaceae
Product: putative G-patch domain protein
Exons: 1
Coding region: 1-786 (261 amino acids)
Molecular function (GO): nucleic acid binding
Source: RefSeq, a predicted model, not a curated record
AUGGAUGACAUGGACGAGGAGGACUUCUUCCUCCCACCAGAGCAGCAGCGCCCAUUCACCUCCGGCGUCCGUCGCAAACGCGUGAAGUUCGUCCGCUCCUCCGAUCUGGAUACCACCACCACUCCAGCUUCCUCUGCAACUUCCGGAGCAAGCAUCGCAGACACAUACCUCUCCAUUGUAAUGAAACAGCCAACCCCAAAGACAUCACCAAGUACACCAACACCAAGGGAACAGUCACCCCCUCCCCGCACAACACAGUCCGCGCCACCUCCCACCGAAGCAACAUUCCCUCCACCAGCAGAAGAACCAGAAGCAGAACUACAACCAACCAAAACAUCGCAGCCCGACACCCACUGCGAGAUAUGCAACCUUCCCCUCGCAACAAUCCAAACAGACCAACCCCACGAGGCCUCCCUAGCCCAUCAAGUCUGCCUAACCCACUCCCACCCGCCCUCCCACCUAGACCGCACACGCCAAGGCCUCCGCUAUCUCUCAACAUACGGCUGGGAUCCAGAUAGCAGACGCGGUCUCGGUGCACCAGGCCGGGAGGGAAUAAGGGAGCCACUCAAACCUCGCCCGAAGAAUGAUACCGCAGGGUUGGGCACUGGGCUUGAUGCGGAUGGGGAUCGAUUGCCGCCUAAACCGCCGCCGCUGCCGAAGGUGCAGAAACUGAAUGCUAAGCAGACUGCGAAGAAGGCUGCUGAGGAUCGGGCUCGUGGGGAGAGGAUGCGGAAGUUGCUUUUUUCUAAUGAUGAGGUUUUGAAGUAUCUCGGGGAGGGGGCGUGA